AGCUACUACGUAUUUCCUGUUCCUCAUCCAGCUACGUGUCAAGCUUUCCACUUGUCUCGUGUUUUCCAACUAGAUUUGUUUUUUAAAUAACAUUUUCACCAGUUUGUUUAUCCACUCGAAGGGUAGAGGGCUGUCGCUUUCUUCAUGGUAAAUGUCGCGGGUUUAAGAUAAGGGGAGGUAGAAUUAAUAAGGCAGUUACCAUAAGUCACUGGAGUUCUGUGAUGUUUUACCCGCUCUUUGACUGACAGGGAGAUCUACAAUGUGGACAGAAAAGCAAAGAGGGAUCCAUGUGACCCAGGAGGAGCUUCUCUGCAAAAACGCCUGUGGUUUCUAUGGAAAUCCUGCAUGGAACGGCUUCUGCUCCAAGUGCUGGAGAGAUGGAUCUCGUUCUGCCAGCACCCCGAGGCAAGACGCUAGACCAAGAGACGAUGGCGCAUCCCCGACAUUCUCUAAAUUUGAGGAGAAGAAGAACUUUGAAAAAAGUCGUCGCAUAAACACAGUGAGAAGACUCUUCUGGGGCAGUUCGUCUCCUCCCAAACCUCAAGAGUCCUCAGAAAGUCAUACAAAGAUGUUACAAGCCUACCAGAGCCUUGAACCUGGUGACUUCCCUGGUUUCCUAAAGAUCUUGCGCAGCCCGCCAUCCCAGCGUCUGCAGUCCCGCUGCACAGCUUUCCUGAACACAAUGAAGGCUUACCAUGAUCUGCCGGUACAGAAACAGUCGGACCUUGUGCAGGACUUCUACCAAUCUUUUGCUGAGCACUUUAGAAGUUUUCCUGAAGCUCAGGUCACUGAGAUAAUGGAGCAUGUAGAGAAGCUGAUAAUGACACGACUGCACAAAUGGGUGUUCUGCCAUGACAGCUGUGACGAUGAACAGAAGGACUUGGCUCUCCAAAGACGGAUACGCUCCUUAAACUGGAUCACGGCACAAAUGUUGAGUGUUCCUUUUCCAAAUGAGAAGAUUCCAGUCACAGGAGACCCCUUCUUGACUGCAAUAACAGCCAUAAUUGAAAUGGAUGCCAAAAGAGCCCCGCAGGACAAACUUGCAUGCGUAUCCAAAUGCUGUCAGCACAUCUUUGAGGCGCUCGCUGUGUCCAGCAGUGAGCCCGCUAAUGCUGAUGACUUCUUGUCCGGCCUGGUCUAUGUGCUGCUCAAAGCCAAUCCGCCCCGCCUGCACUCCAACAUGCAGUACAUGAUUCGCUUUGGGCUCCCUCACAGUCUCAUGGCAGGAGAGACCGGCUACUACUUCACCAACCUGUCAUGUGCAGUGGCCUUCAUUGAGAAGCUGGAUGGACCAGCUCUCAACCUGAGCCCUGAAGAUUUUGAAAGCUACAUGAGGGGUCAGCGUGCGCCCUCCAUAGCAGCAAAGAGGCAUCACGUUGCCAGAGACACACAGAGUCUGUUGGAAGAGCUGCAAGGCAGACACCAGAAACUUCACCAAGGAGUAGAUGAUCUCAGUGUGCAGCUCCAGAACUGGGUUCAAGAUGUUCAUUGUCAGAUUGACCAAGCAACCGCCCAGUUUACCAAAGCUCAGGUGGAGAUAACCGCACAAGCUGAGGUCUCACAGCUGGCUUCAGUAUCAGAUCAGGGUCAACACAGCGAAGGUGAUGAUGAAGACCACUCAGCGUCGGUGCUUCAGGAUCAUCAUGGAGCUCCAGAAGAUGAAAGACUGUCUUACCAGAACCUCCACAAAAACUAGGAAUAGAACUAAGCUUUCAGGAGAAACUUUAUUUAUCUAACAAAUUUGCACACGCACUAACUAACUCCAGAAGGAUCCAUUAAAGGCACCUGACAUUUCUCUGUAUUAUUUCUGAACAUAUUUGGAUUUGUAAUGACUUUAACAUUAAUUUGCACUAAUGUUUUAACAUGAAGACAGGGAAAUCCUGCCGGUAUAGUUACAUUAGUAACUUGUAAUGAAGUUACACUGAACACUCGGGGAAGGUUAAUGGGGGGAUGACACUUAAGGGUGCCUACUUCAUAAUGGUGUUUUCUGUGUUCACUGUGAAUAUACUCUAAUGUUGCAAAAUAACAGAUUGAAAUGUGAAAUUAAUUUUGUGAUCACUACAAGUGACGGUUGUGAUUAUGCUACAGCUGUAUGAUCUUUUUUUUUUUCUUUGCAGAUCAGAGACACAGUUUCUUAUUUUUCCCAUUUGUAAAAGUUGGUUACAGCAUAUGAAGUUUAUGAACAUUAAAUAAAUGUAUCUUAAUCGAUAUUCGUAUGAACUAAGAAAUUAAAGAUUAUAUUUGUUGAUUGAA
This is a messenger RNA of Oryzias latipes (Japanese medaka), 2253 nucleotides long. Its product is annotated as rab5 GDP/GTP exchange factor. Lineage: Eukaryota; Metazoa; Chordata; Actinopteri; Beloniformes; Adrianichthyidae. Gene Ontology annotation, biological process: vesicle-mediated transport. Gene Ontology annotation, cellular component: endocytic vesicle; cytosol. Gene Ontology annotation, molecular function: zinc ion binding; DNA binding; guanyl-nucleotide exchange factor activity. The record is from RefSeq and is a predicted model, not a curated record.